Ectocarpus siliculosus is the source of this 1080-nucleotide messenger RNA. The record is from the annotation of a GenBank genome assembly. NCBI's taxonomy places the organism in Eukaryota, Phaeophyceae, Ectocarpales, Ectocarpaceae.
AUGAUUUGCAGUUUUCUCUCCCUUCGCCCGCCUUGUCGCCCGCUCCCACAGCAGCCAGCCGCAAUCCAGGGAGGGUACCAGCCCCCGCCCCCGGUCCCCUCCGCCUCCUCGAGCUACCAGUACCAGCCCCCUGCCCCGGCAGCGCCCACGGGAGGUUACCAGCCCCCGCCUCCGCCGACACCGGCAGCAGCGAGCUCGCCUCCCCCGCCCCCGGCCUCAUCAUCGUACGGGUAUCAACCCCCGGCACCGGCGGCGACGUCUCCCCCAUCGUCGGGAUACCAGCCCCCCGCCCCGGCGAUCCCGUCCUACACGCCGGCCGCGCACAUCCCGCCGGCCGCGCCUACGGUCGCGCUCCGGAAAGUGACUCCCGCGGCCCAGCCCCCGCCCCCUCCGUCAUCACAGCCUGCCGCGGAGCCCUACACGGGGCUGCGGUCUACCUUCAGCUCGUCGCCGCCGGCGCCGGCGCCGGCCCCUUACUCGCCCCCGGUACCGGCUGCCGUCCCCCCGCCGCCGGCCGCGGCGUACCAGCCUCCCGCCGCGGCGCAGUACGGCGGCGGAGGGGGAAGGUACAACCCCCCCGUGGCGGCACCGGCACCGGCUGCGUUGGCGCCGGUGCAGCAGUACAGGAGCGCUUCACCGCCGUCCUCGCAGCAGGGGUACUCGCCGCCCCCGCCUGCUGCCGCCUCGGGGGGGGGUUACCAGCCCCCUGUGGUCGGAGGAGGGGGCGCGGGAGCACCGAGCAAGGUCCCGGGCGCGGUGUCUGACCCUGCGGCUAUGGGCGAGGUGCAGCAACGAGAGACGGCUGUGCGGGGGAUGCUGCACAGAGACCCCGGCGGGGCGCUCCGGAAAUCGCUCGAGGACCCGCCUAUCUUCUGCAAGGACGAAGCCGUCAAGGCUAAGAGCACGGAGUGCGUAUUGAUGGUGCUCACGGGGGUCCGCGAGGACCAGAUAGAGAACUGCCUGGCCGGUCUGUCCUUGGACGAGAUCGACGUCCUCGUCAAGUACGUCUACAAGGGCCUGGGGAUGCCUCGCAACAACGGGCCGCUGUUCAAGUGGCACGCGAAGUCGUUAGACCAUUGA